UUUGUUCAAAAGACUGAAAAAAGACUUAUGAGAGCAAAAUUCAAGCAAUCGCAAUUGUUUCAUUUACACAAUUCUCCAACACGCCACAAACAGACCGCCAUCAUUGUAUCGAUCCAUCACCAUGACAAUGCACUCCUUUGGGCAUACAAGCGGCCCGCCGUCUAGUAGAGACGACGAAAUGACAGACCUGCAGUCGCUUCUUGAUAGGAUCCAGCUUGAAGGAAACAGAAACGACCAAUCAGCUGUGGAUGAAGUUGCUGAGAAUCUUCGCGUACGUUUGAACAUACGCGUUGAGGAUGAGCACAUCUUCCAUGCCCUUGCAGCCCAGUUGUUGAAUGUAGAUAUUGGAAAAGACAAUGAUCCUGCUGUACAAUCGAGGAUGAGCUCGGAUAUGCGGAAGGAAUCACAACGUCCUGACUUGACGGCGGCGGAACUUCAAACAACUUGGUCAACGGAAACGACUUCCACGGCAACCUCCUCCUCCUCGUCAGAGAGGAGGGACUCCCCCACGGUUGCCAUGGAAGCACCAUCUAGUGAUUCUGGCAAUUCGAAAGAAAGCAUAGACCGUGGAAGAUCCCCGAGAGAAGGCUCCAGCUUCACAGCACAGCAAUCAAACGGCGCUAGAGUUCACCAGCGUGCUUCAUCGCCCGCAUUUCAUGGAAUUUUCAGCGGUGGAGAGAAGGAAGCGUCUUCCCAAAGCCCCGCAAACACUCAAACUCAGUCUCGCAGCAAUAGCGGUACCAAUAGGGGAAGAAGUGGGUCCAAUCUCAAACCACCGAUGAGCCCAUAUCCUUCUCCACACAAUGAUUCCUUUGGUUCAUCGUUGCCGGCAACUCCUUUUACUCAGGCUCACCCAGGACAACACCAGUCGCCAGCUGCAGGCUCUUCUCGCUCCUUCACGGAAUCAAUGCCCGGUCAAACCAAUGAACCAGUGGAGAGAGAGCCCGAAGCUAGUCGGCCAAAGGAGGCGCGGGGACGAUCCAGGAGCCCGUAUCGAUUUUGCACCAGAUCGAAAGACACGCCUCCCAAAACUCGUAGUCAAAGUGUCCCCAGGAGUGUGUCGCCAUUUCGUCGUGGGUUUUCGCCGAGCCGUUUCUUUGGCUCCAGCAAAAAGGAAGAAAUGAAAGUUGACACUUCCAUUGACCUUGCUGCAGGGGCCGGACAGUCCGUGAAUGAGACGCAGUCAAAAGAAGUAGAAAUCCCCAAAUCUUCUCCGCUGAAGACUCCUUUGUCGCAGAUGACAUCGUUGGGUUCCGACUUUAUGACUGGGAAAGGGAAGCAGAGGCGCAAACUUGAUGAACCCACAGCGACUGCAGCUGUUUCAACGGCGGCUUCUGCAGAAGUGGCUGAAGGCGUUGCUGCGGAAGCGACUUCCGCGAGUUUUGGGCCUCCUCCAGUGGCUGGAUUCAGCCUCGGGACCAAGCCAUCAAGAGAGCGCAAUGGCGGCCGCAAAAAGCCUUCUUCGCGCAAAGUAGUCACGCCGGUGCCGAACAACGCUAGCAUACCGACUGAGCCUGUGCCGAGUCCGAUGGACACAGACAAACAAUUUGAUGGCGAUGCCACUGAGCAACAGCAAACGGCUGAGUUCGGCAUCAACAACAUUACGAAGGAGGGCAGCAGUGGUUUUAGUGUGGGCAUUGUGGAUCCCGCGCAGAAGUCAAAUCGGAAGGGCAAAGGAAAGGUCGUCCGCGGUCAAUCCAAACGCAAAAGCGACAAACCCCAAAAUGGUCCAGCAGACACGGCUCCUCAAACAACACGAGACCAAUCAACCAUCGCGAUGGAAGUCGGACAUAUCAAAACACUCCGCGACAACGCCCGCACAUCAUUUGAGAAGAGCGAUUAUCGGGCAUCGAUAUCAUGGAAUACAAAAGCAAUCACUGCGUAUUCAACACUCGCACCAGGGCGCUUGCCGCGUGAUUGCCUUGCAGUGUUGUUGGCAGAUCGAGCGGAGGCGUAUCUAAUGAUCAAGGCAGUGGACGCGUCAGUGUUCGACUGCAAAACCGCUUUGGCACAUGUUACCCCUGCUCAGUCUGCUUCGCCGUUGAUGUCGACAGACAGUGGCCCUGUGCUCCAAGCUCGACUGCACAUACUCUUUGCAAAAGGGCUGCUGCUUGCGGGAAACGCACAUGGAGCUGACCAACAAUAUGAUCUUGGAAUCGCCAUGUCGGAGCAUGCGUUGUCCGUCUCCUCACGGUACCAGUGUCUUGAAGAUGUUGGCAAGGUCAAAGCUACGCUGGCAAGAAUCCAAGCCGAUGGCGCCUUGGGCAAAUCAGAUGUUUCCCAGUUCAAGCAGUUGUCAGAGAAGCUUGCUUCUUACAAUCUUCCUUCUCUACAGGCAAGCAGACCUUGCUUCGAGGAACGCAGGCAAUUCGUCGAUGCCCUUGGUACAAUCACUACGGCGCUACUGCUAGCUCCAUGCAAUCUCGAGUUGCACGAGAGAAAGGUGGCUUUGCUGGCAAGCCUGCGGAGAUGGCGAGAAGUAGCAAGCCAUUGCGAACGUUUGGCUGUGGUUGCCCUGUCGUUGGAAGAUAUAUCUGAGAGAGACAUCCGGUUUAGAAACUCAUUGAAGAAUUUGCCGGGCGUGAAAGAGUUGUCCGCUUUUUUCUUUGGAGAUCCCAAUCAACAGGACUUCAAGAUCAAGGACUAUGAGUCAGCAGAAAAGAAGUUGAAUGCAAGGGCCACGGGAGAAGCAGUGCUGCGGCUACCUCGAACACUGAUUCGCAACUACCUCCGCAGCUUGCGAUUGGAGGAGCGCUACCCUGCCGAACAGAAAGCCAUCAAGUCCCUUGAAGUCUACAUUGGCUCAACAGCAGGAAGUCCUCAAUAUCGUCGCCUCUUGAACGAAUUCUCAUGGUUGACGACAGAGUCCCAAAAGUUGGCCAGAACCAAGGAAUGUCGAGAUCGCGGAGACGAGCUCUUCAACAAUCAAGACCAUACCCUGGCCGCCGCGCAGUACGCCCGAUGCUUGAAAAUCGACGCAGAAGGAGAACGCGAUGGCGGUGACAGUGGUGGAGGUCGACUGCACGCCGUUCUUCAUUGCAAUCGCGCAGCUUGUUUCAUGGCGCUCAACAAUUUUGAAGAAGCGGUUCAAGAAUGCACUGCAGCUCUUCGCGUUCACAAUCGAUACAUGAAAGCAAUUCUGAGGCGAGCCAGAUGCCAUGCACGGCUGAAUCGAUUGGAAGAAGCAGUAGCCGAUUGUGAGAGGUACUUGGAGCUUGUAAACGAGGCAAAAAGUUCGCCCAAUUCGUGUGCUGCGUUUAUUAGUCCGUGCUUGUUCGACGGGCCUCGUCGAGUCAGCCAGGAUGACAUCAACCAGGUACAACAUGAACUUGCGGAGAACAAAAAGAAGCUACAACGAAAAGAAAAUGCAGCCAGAGAAGAAGCCAGCUAUCGUGGCGAACGUCAACGAUUCCACGACGCCUACGCCGAUGCACAUCGAAGGAGAGAAAAUUGGUACAACCAACAGGGGCCCAGUGGAAGUCGUCGUUGGGAUUCUUUCAAUCGAGAAAACGGAACGAAGCGUAGUCCCCGACAAAAGAAUCCAAGACAACCACAAUCCAACGCCGGCUCCACCAGAGGAGCAUCACAUGUGGGUGGAUUGAACGCCAUUUCCACCGAAGGCACGCAUUAUUCGACUUUGCAAAUUCCUUUUGGAGCAACUCAAGCGGACAUCAAGAAAGCAUACCGCCAGAUGGCAUUGAAAAGCCACCCGGAUAAGGGAGGCGAUGCUGAUGUUUUCCUUAUGGUGAAUGCAGCCUACCAGUGUUUGAACAGCCCUUCUGCCCGCAGGACUUAUGAUGAAUCUAUUCGUUGGUCUCGUCGUUGAGUGAUUUGACGACCAAAACGACCAAAACGUGCGCCGCAGAGAGUGCCAGGUACCGGUACUGAUGAAAGAGACAAGAGGAUGAACAAAAGAUAGUAAUAUUAUAAAAGAGACGUCUCAACCUUCCUCUGAUGUGCCUCAAUUGCUUGUGGCCAUCCUUGCACUGUACUGGUACUGGUGGUACUAUUGCGUAUACCUGUAGAGGUAAUAGGUACAGGGUUGUAUACAAGACAAUGUCAUGGAAACGGCGACGUCUAGUUGGCCAUGGACGUUUGCCUCCGCCAAGAUGACAAGCUCUGAUCUGGAUGAUACUGGAACCGGUACAGUCCAGACAAACUGCUCGUUCUUGGUUCCUUGUUACUGUACGGCUAAUCCAACCUGGCCAUGCACAUCUCACUCACUUCCGCAAAUAACUUCCCUACUAGCUAGCUAGACCCCCUCUCUAUUUCUCCUCUAAAGCUAUACUGGAAGCUCUACUGGUAUCAUUCUCUUUGUUGAUUGGGAUCUCCAAAGAAAAAAGCGGACAAUGGUGUGUGGUUGGUUAGGUUGAGCAUGGAAUCUUUCUCCUGAAUCCAAAAUGUGUUUUGGUUUACAAUGCAUUGCAAUUAUCAGAUCCAGAUA
Messenger RNA from Seminavis robusta, 4444 nucleotides. The record is from the annotation of a GenBank genome assembly. Lineage: Eukaryota; Bacillariophyta; Bacillariophyceae; Naviculales; Naviculaceae.